Beauveria bassiana ARSEF 2860 is the source of this 2148-nucleotide messenger RNA. Its product is annotated as ELMO/CED-12 family protein. The record is from RefSeq and is a predicted model, not a curated record. Lineage: Eukaryota; Fungi; Ascomycota; Sordariomycetes; Hypocreales; Cordycipitaceae. The transcript has a single exon. Gene Ontology annotation, cellular component: plasma membrane. Bases 1 to 2148 code for a protein of 715 amino acids. Gene Ontology annotation, biological process: actin filament organization; cell motility.
AUGGAUCAGGCAGACAUCCCAGCGCUGCUGGCGCGCCUGUCGAGCGACGAGGAUGCCGCGCGCAAAAUGGCCGUCUUUAAGCUGCAGUCCUCCAUCAACGACCCAGCGUUUGCCGACGUCUUUAUAUCCUCGGGCGGUCUCGUAAUCUUGCGCCGCCUCAUCAUGGGUGCCGGCGGCAACACCUUGGCCUACUCGCUGCAGUCGCUCUCGCGCCUCCUCGAGGUUGACAUGGGCUGGGAUAUUUUCGAGGGUCCCAGCGCGGGGGAUCUCGUCGAGCGCAUCGUCGAACUCAUCGUCACGAACCCGCUGGUUAACAUCCUUCGAGGCGCCAUGUCGAUCCUGGUAGCGCUCGUCAGCCAUUCCCAGUUUGCCAACGAGGCCCGCGGCAACCAGGGCAGCUUUGGCUUCCGCGCCCUACGGCCCGCCAUUGCUGUGUAUCCGCAGUUCUUUGAGCUUGUUGUCCAGCAGCUACAGAGUGCCGACCACGCCCUCUGCGCCAACGCCCUUAUGCUCACAAACGCCCUGAUCCGUGACGCUCUGUCAAGUAGCAAUACGCCCGAGGGCACAUUCGAGGGGACCGGAGAGGAGUGGACCAAGAUCAUCAAGCGCCUUCACGACCUGGGUCUGGUCAAGGCCGUCUACAAGAUCAUGCAGAGCUCGACGCUGCAGGAUCUCGCGCAUCCUGUACUGGAGUUCCAGGCCCUCAGUAAGCUGUUGCUCCGCCGUUGGAGAGAGGUGGCUGUCGACGUGGAGCGACCCGAACAUAGACGCGCGCUCAAGGCGCUACAUCUCGCCAGCAAUCCAGAAAAGAGCAACGAGGUUAAUGGGCACGCGAGAGAUGACUCAAUGGAGGGGACGAAAAAGGAAGGCAAGCGCCGCAACCCCGACAAGUGGCGUCGGCUGGGGUUCGAAUCAGAGAGCCCGGCCCAGGAAUUCGAGACGAGCGGCUGUCUGGGUAUGAUGGACCUGGCUGACUACGUGCGCAAGUUUGAAGAUAGCUACCAAAAGACACUGCUGGAGCAGGCCGUCAAGCCAGUCCGAGAACGAUGUCCGAUUGCGCAUGCGAGCACAGCCGUCACAAUGAUAUUAUACAAUCACUUUGAUGUGGACAAGACAGACGUGGAAGACUCCAAGGGAUAUCAAAACCUAGAGGACAAGAACUACGACCAGCUUUUCCGUCCACUGCUGUUGCAGUGGUCGCGACUACACACCUCUGCGCUGCAGGCCUUCUUUCGCAUCUGGAAGAGCACCGGCGCCGAGACGGACGACUUUGACAAAGUAGGCGAGCUGGUGCGUAUCCUCGUGGAGCACGUGGUGGGCCAAUCUUCGCGCACACGAGAUGUACUCGAGGUCGAAGACGACAUGGCCGAGUUUGACGUGGCGCGCCUGCGCGAGCUGCAGAUGGAGCUGCUGGAGCAGUCGUUUGACGACACCUGGGGCGAGCACCUGUACCAGGUCCGCGAGACCCUGCGACAAGAGGCCCUGCAGUUUGUCAAGGAGCAACGCGUGCGAUGCCUGCUGCAGGGCUCGUGGUCGAUGCACCCAACGGCGACGGCGGCGGCUCCCGAGCAGGGCGGCAAGGAACAGCAGCAGUGGCGCUUCGCCAAGCUGUCACACAACCGACGCUACCUGCACUAUGCCGACUUUGACAAACAGACGCCGCAAGAUCCGGGCCUGAACAGCCUGACUGAGAAAAUUGACCUCAACACCAUCAGCUCGGUCGUGUCCAACGUCUCGACCAAUAAUGACCAAGCUAGCCACAGCAGCAGCUCGACAUUGCAGAGCCCACGUGCCCCUGCUUCCGGAUCCCCCAAGACGCCCACAACGACAACCAAGAUUACUAUUUACAGCUACGUGCACGCGGCAGGCGCGGCGCGCGGCGGCGACAGCAGCGAGUACCCGAUCCUGGAGCUAUGGCCGGUCAAUCACAGCCUGGCGUCGGAGUGGCUAGACGGCUUACUGAUGCUGCUGAACCAGACGCCCAUCACCUCGGAGACGAGCAAGCUGGUGAAUUUGGUGAGCGAUUAUGGGCUCAAGAUUCGGCUGCUGAACGUGCGAAUGGACGGGGCGCUGGAGGGGCCGCCACCGGGGGCGGGCGAGGUGCCGAGUCGGGAUGGCUUGGAUGAAGAUUACUUUUAUGAAAUUUGA